AUGCAAUUCACCACCUUCAUCCUGGCAUACGUUGCCACCAUUGCAGCUGCUCAAACAGCCACCAGUUCCGCACCUGCUUCAACUAGCUCAUCUUCCUGCGCUGCUCAAAAUAUUCUUGAUGCAUGCAUCCCCAUCAUUCAAGGCCAGGUCAAUGCCUGUGGUGUGACGGAUUAUGCUUGCCUUUGCACCCAAUAUCAAAACAUGUUGACCUGCUAUAACAACUGCCCCAAUGACCCCGGUGUUGGAAUUGUCCAACAACAGCGCGAACAAAACUGUAUCGCCGCAUCCGUGUAUGGUUCGACGACCACCCUGGGAACUGCUCCUGCCACAACCUCCGGUGCCAGUGCAACUACCACUGCCACAGGGUCAGCCAGUGACACUUCUAUCCACACCGGCUUUGCCUCCGAGACAGGUUCCGCAGCCAGUUCCACCGCUAGCGGCAGCAGCUCAUCGGGCAACGGCGCCGCUGGUCUCGAGGUUGCUGGCAGCUUAGUGGCUGUAGUUCUUGCUGGGUUGGGAUUCGUCUUGUAA
Molecule: messenger RNA, 531 nt
Organism: Exophiala aquamarina CBS 119918
Lineage: Eukaryota; Fungi; Ascomycota; Eurotiomycetes; Chaetothyriales; Herpotrichiellaceae
Exons: 2
Coding region: 1-531 (176 amino acids)
Source: RefSeq, a predicted model, not a curated record